This is a messenger RNA of Musa acuminata subsp. malaccensis (wild Malaysian banana), 3129 nucleotides long. Its product is annotated as probable LRR receptor-like serine/threonine-protein kinase At4g37250. Gene Ontology annotation, molecular function: protein kinase activity; ATP binding; protein binding. Gene Ontology annotation, biological process: protein phosphorylation. NCBI's taxonomy places the organism in Eukaryota, Viridiplantae, Streptophyta, Magnoliopsida, Zingiberales, Musaceae. The record is from RefSeq and is a predicted model, not a curated record.
AUGCACUGUGGUCCUCUCUCGACAAUCUCUCUUCCCUUCCCCUGUCACGCUAUAAAUCCACAAGAAGACUAAUGUCAUGUGCAGAGAGAGGAACUGCACAAACACAACAUUCCUCCCUCCCUCUUUUCUGCUGACUUAUAUGCCCACUGUCAUUAGUUUAAGUAGGCUUGCCGCAGGUCGUCCAUGGCAAUUCCACUCCUUGCCUUGCGUCCUCUUCCCAAAGCCAAAGAUUCCUCUUCUUCUCCCCGCUGCCUCUCCCACAGCAACCACUGUGUUCCGCCGGUUCAGGUGCUGACUUGAUCUCAGUUGGUCUUCCAGACGCAAGAGCUCAAAGCAAGGAAUGAGCAAGCACGAGCUGUCUGACGUUCAUGGAGGGUGCAGCCUUCCAUGAGCUGUGUUCUUAUUUUAUAGCACACUGAUUCGUCCCGAAUCACAUGCCAACUGGAGCACUAAAUCCUUCUUUAUGCUUUCAUCUGUUGAGCAGCUCCAUUCCUUGCAGAAGGAAGCAGGUCUUCCCAUACCACCUUCCUCCAUCUUCUCCUCUUCCUCUUCCUCUCUUCUUCUGCAACUUGAGACAUGAGCUGCUUCAAAGCACCAACAUGAGUUCCAAGUGGGUGAUUACGACAACUCAUGCAGCUUUGCUGUGCUCCAUUCUUCUCCUCCUCGGUCCAGCGCUGGGGCUGAAUCAAGAUGGAGCGCUGCUGCUCCGGUUCAAGUACUCCGUCCUUUCCGAUCCCCUCGCCGCGCUCCGGGACUGGAACUACGACGACGCGACGCCGUGCUCGUGGAACGGGGUCGUGUGCACCGGCUUCCCUGAUGGCGGUGCUCCGACCUUGGCCGCUUCAAGAGUGAUCGGUUUGGUUCUUCCUAAUUCCCAGCUCUUGGGCUGCGUGCCGCCGGAGCUUGGUUUCAUCGAGCACCUCCGCCACCUCGACCUCUCCGGAAACGACCUCAACGGCACCCUCCCCGCAUCCAUCUUCAAUGCGUCGGAGCUGCGUGUGCUUUCUUUGGCCGCCAACGAGAUCUCUGGCGGCCUCCCCCAGCUGGACGGCCGAACGAGCAGCCUCCUAGUACUCAAUCUCUCUGACAAUGCACUGGCCGGCGCAGUGCCGACUGGUCUCGCCCUCCUUCCGAACCUCACCGUCCUCGCUCUCACCAACAAUUACCUCUCCGACGAGCUCCCCAGCGGCGGGUUCAGCCGGCUCGAGUACUUGGAUCUGAGCUCCAACCUCAUCAAUGGCUCUCUGCCGCUGGAUCUCGGAGGGCAGAGGCUCCGGUACCUGAACCUGUCUUACAACCGGAUCGCCGGGUCGAUCCCGCCGGAAUUUGUUUCGAAGAUUCCGGCCAGCGCCGUCGUGGACCUCGCGUUCAACAACCUCACCGGAGGGAUUCCUCGGAGCGGAGCUUUGGCCUCGCAGAAGCCUGCUGCGUUCGCCGGGAAUCCGGGUCUUUGCGGGAAGCCGCUCAAGAACCUGUGCACGAUUCCUUCCAACCUCUCCGGUCCUCCAAACACCAGUACCGAAGCUCCGUUGGCGUCCAAGUCUCCUCCGGCCUUUGCAGCGAUGCCCAAGGAGGCUAAUGAGAUUUCUCCGGCGAGUAGUGGGCAGCAGCAGGGGGGCCUUCGGCCGGCGGUGAUUACCACGAUAGUUGUCGGGGAUGUGGCCGGAAUCGGGCUUCUCUGCCUAGUGCUUUGGUACGUAUACCAAGUGAAGAAGAGGAACAGAGUGCAACAGCAGAUGAAUGGAGUUGGAGCUAUCGGCAUGAAGGAGGAGCAGCCACCGGCUCCCCCUGAACCCAAAGGCCUCGGAGGGCUACCAUGCUGUUUAAGGAAGAAGGGCGGCGAAGAAGACACCGAAGAGACCUCGGCGUCCUCGGUCUCUUCCGAAACGGAAGCAGAAGAGGAAUGGCGUCUUCAAAAGAGAGGAACGGAGGGUGGCGGCGGAAUAACCCCACCGCAGCAGAAGCAGCAGGCGCCUACUUUUGUCACAGUCGACAGCGGGUCGGAGCUGGAGCUGGAGACUCUGCUCAAAGCCUCAGCUUACGUACUCGGCGCCAGUGGGUCGAGCAUCGUCUACAAGGCAGUGCUUGCCGACGGCACCGCCCUGGCCGUCCGUCGAAUAGGCGAGAGCGGUACCCUCCACAAGAUGAAGGACUUCGAAGUUCUUGUCCGCAGCAUCGCCAAGUUCCGCCACCCGAACCUCGUCCGCUUGCGGGGGUUCUACUGGGCCGCCGACGAGAAGCUCCUCAUCCAUGACUACGUACCCAAUGGCAGCCUUGCCAACAUCUCAUUUACCAAGAAGCAUGGCUCGUCGCCGUUUCAUCUGAGCUGGGAAUCGCGGCUUCGGAUAGCCAGAGGAGUGGCCAGGGGACUGGCCUACCUCCAUGAGAAGAAGAGCAUGCACGGGAACAUCAAACCAAGCAACAUACUGUUGGAAGCAGACAUGGAGCCCAAGAUCGGCGACUUCGGCCUCGAGCGCCUCACCUCAGCCGGCGGAGGCUACCGACUCAGCACAUCGGCCCGGCUGUUCGGCAGCAAACGAUCGGUGCAGUCCCAGAGAAGCCUACCCGACCUAUCUCCGCCGCCAGUCGCCGGAGCCAGUCCAUGCGGGUCUUCCUCCGCUUCAGCAUUGGUCUCUGCGGCUCCCUACCAGGCGCCGGAGUCGAUGAAGAACCUGAAGCCCAGCUCCAAGUGGGACGUGUACUCCUUCGGCGUGCUGCUGUUGGAGUUACUGGCCGGAAGAGCGUUGUCGGAGGUGGAGCUCGGCCAGUGUAACGCGGGGUUCGUGGUGGAGGAGAGGAACAGGGUGGUGAGGAUGGCCGACCCGGCGCUGAGGGGCGAGGUGGAGGAACAGCAGGAGGCUCUACUGAGCUGCUUCAAGCUGGGAUUUGCUUGCUGUGCGGCGGCGCCCCAAAGGAGGCCGUCCAUGAAGGAUGCCAUUCAAGUGCUCGAGAAGUUGCCUCCUUCCGCCUCGUGUUGAUCUCUGUAGCAGAAUUAGGACCGUAAGCCAUUAACCUUCGUCAUUGUAACACAUACUAAUUUGUUUGUGUUGAUGUGCUCAGUGUUUGGGGUGAUGCAGCGAUCACUGUGUUUUUAUUUUUCUUCUAUAUUAUCCUUUAAUUUUAAGGUCA